AUGACCACCAAAGCUUUCCGUGUUUUGGAAUUUAUAAGACGUCACUCAUCCAAUUUCAGUUCAACCAAUUGCCUUCUGGCUCUCUAUUAUGCAUUAGUCCGUUCGGUUAUUGAAUAUGGGUCUGUUGUUUGGUCACCAUAUACCGCAGUUGAUAUUUGUCGGAUUGACCGUGUUCGAAAUAGUUUUAUGCGUUUCGCCGGACAUCGCCUCAACAUCCCCCAUUCACCACAUGAUUAUGGGCCAAUAAGUCAAGCUCUGAGACUUGAUUCCCUUUCGGUUAGGCGUGAUAAUUUUGGUAUCACUUUUAUUCAGGGUUUGAUCGAAGGUCGAGUUGAUGCACCAAGGCUUCUUGGAGAACUUAGUUUUCGUAUUCCUAGUAAUACUAGGCUUCAGUCUAAUUUUUAUAUACUCACCAAUAAAUCUAAUUUCUCCAGGAAUUCCCCACUUUUAAGAAUGAUGCAUAAUGCAAAUAAUAAUAUAGAUUAUUAA
Messenger RNA from Macrosiphum euphorbiae (potato aphid), 489 nucleotides. The record is from the annotation of a GenBank genome assembly. NCBI's taxonomy places the organism in Eukaryota, Metazoa, Arthropoda, Insecta, Hemiptera, Aphididae.